AACAAUCUCAUUGGAUUUCCGCGGUUGUGACCACGCCUUCUUUUUCAAGCUAGGUUGACGUUAGUCGGAAUCUGUUCUCCCUCCAAACCAACCGCAAGAGGGUCGCUCGCUGCUGCUGGCUUUGCGGAGUGGCGGAUUCUGAACCGCGUAAAGGUGCGCCUGGGAUAACCACAUCAGCAGCUCGCUUUACACCUCCCCGAUCCGUCCUGUAGUCCCUUCCUUCGCUCGCUUUCACUUCCCUUUUAUUGGACUGCCGUAGACUUCACAUCGCGGACACAGCAUGGAUAAAACAGAGCUGAUCCAGAAGGCCAAGUUGGCGGAGCAGGCCGAGCGCUACGACGACAUGGCGGCGUCCAUGAAGGCAGUGACUGAGCAAGGAGCCGAGCUCACCAACGAGGAGAGGAACCUGCUCUCAGUCGCUUACAAAAACGUGGUGGGGGCCCGGAGAUCGGCGUGGAGAGUCAUCUCGAGCAUCGAGCAGAAGACGGACGGCGGCGACAAGAAGCUUCAGAUGGUGAAGGAGUACAGAGAGAAAGUGGAGGCCGAGCUGCGGGAGAUCUGCCACGACGUGCUGGGGCUCCUGAGCAAAUAUUUGAUUGAUAACUCCUCUAAUGCUGAGAGCAAAGUCUUCUAUUUAAAGAUGAAGGGUGACUACUAUAGAUAUCUUGCAGAGGUUGCCUCCGGGGAUGAUAAGAAGGACACAAUAAGCAACUCGCAGAGUGCCUAUCAGGAUGCGUUUGACAUUAGUAAGAAGGAGAUGCAGCCCACACACCCUAUCCGCCUCGGUCUGGCUCUCAACUUCUCCGUCUUCUACUACGAGAUCCUCAACUCUCCUGAGCAGGCUUGUACCCUGGCCAAGCAGGCCUUUGAUGAAGCCAUUGCUGAGCUUGACACACUUAAUGAAGACUCGUACAAAGACAGCACACUCAUCAUGCAGCUACUUAGAGACAACCUCACAUUAUGGACCUCUGACAAUGCAGCAGAUGAGGGUGAAGGAGGAGAUGGAGAGAACUAAGACUCCAGCGUGUUGUCUCCACAGAUAAAAUGAAAAAAAAAGGGGAAAAAGAAAAAUAAAAAAAAAAACUUUUUACACAUCUUCAUUCCUUAUUGUUUCACUUACAAUUAUCUAGUCAUGUAAACCCAUGAUCAUUACCAAUGAGCCGUGUUUAUGAAAAUUACUAUUGUCCUGUUAUUUUUAAUCACCUGGCUUGAGGUUAUGAUGAUAUUAAGUUAAAAUAACUCCUCCAUUCCUUGGUUCUGUGGUUUUGUCCGUUUUGCCUUUAUGUGCAGUGUCUGCUGUAGAAAAGUAUUAGCCUCACAUGACGUCAGCAGUCCAUUAAUUAUGAGACAACUAGUGUAUGUCCUCUGCAGAUUUGCUGAAUUAGACGUGUCUAACAAGCACUGACAGUUUUGGGUAAGGCAGACAGGCUUUCUUCAAUAACAAACUGUAUUUUUGGCCACUUGUGCAAUACAUGUUUGCUGAAGAUUAAACCUCUUGUGAAGAAUGUUAGUGAUGGCUUGAACACUCCUUCACUCCAGUACUGUCAAGAUGAAAGGCUGCUGUUAAGUAGCUAAUCAGCUAGCACUACUCAGCCUGGCAAUUCUGCUCACUGGCUCUUUCAACCAAGGUUUCUCUUAAGUAACAUGACAAAACACUCCUUUCUAGACAAGACCUUUGCUUUGUGUUACUUUAAAGCAUGCCUGAGUCAAAAAGGUGCCACUGUAUUGAGAUUUACAAUGGAUUAAAAUAAUAAUAUUAAUAAAAGGUCAUGCAUGCCCAUUUUUCAGUAUUCACUGGUAUGGGAACUAAUACUGCGUACCCGUUGCUCCCGGGUUUGGUUAAAUACUUUCAUUGCAGGAUUGUGCACAUAUUGAGGAUCUUUUGGUUUGUCCAGUGAUGUUGAUCGAUAUACAGACCACUAUUGUGUUUUUGCUAAGCGUUUAUUGUAGUCCCCCAAGAGCCUUGUGGAAAUGUUCAAAUGCCCUAUGUAACAGCUAUGUAACCUGAAUUAAAAGUGACAGUUUUAUAAACCAUA
Messenger RNA from Pangasianodon hypophthalmus (striped catfish), 2036 nucleotides. RefSeq names its product tyrosine 3-monooxygenase/tryptophan 5-monooxygenase activation protein, theta polypeptide a (gene ywhaqa). Gene Ontology annotation, biological process: signal transduction. The record is from RefSeq and is a predicted model, not a curated record. Gene Ontology annotation, cellular component: cytoplasm. Bases 281 to 1015 code for a protein of 244 amino acids. NCBI's taxonomy places the organism in Eukaryota, Metazoa, Chordata, Actinopteri, Siluriformes, Pangasiidae. The transcript is spliced from 6 exons.